AUGAGUAAAAACUUUGUUAGUCCAUCUCGCCCAAUCUCAAGAGAUCAAUUGAAUUCAGUUAGACAGAAAUUUGUUAGAGAUUCUCCUAAUUUAUAUAAACAAAAUAUCUUAUCGUAUCCAAAAUUAGAACCUCAUUCUUCAGAUUCAAACACAUUUACAAAGACUUCAUCAUCACAAAUAAAUGAUCCAUUAUUUAAUUUAAGAAAUUUAAGUUUAGGAAAUCUAUCAAAUAACAAGAAUGAAGCCAUACCAAUUACACAACCAUCUCAAACGAAUGUGGAAGAAUUAUCUCAUCCCAUUGAGAAUGAUGACACUUAUCAACUUACUGAAUUAGGUAAUUUUGAAAAUCCUGUACUUAGAAAACUUCUUAGACGAUCUGUUAAUAAAGAACAAGAAUUUCAAACAAUUAUAACAAAUAUCAUUGGAGUAAGUCUUUGGAAUUUAAUUAUUAAUUUCAUUACAUUAUUUAUUGAACAUUCAAAUACUGGGAAACAAUUAUAUUGUACAUUAUAUAAACGUUUAUGGAGUUUUAAAUGGUUACAAAUAAUUUAUGGUAAUAGUUAUUUUAAAUCAUUGAUUUUAGGAAGAUUGACGUGGAAUCAUAUUAAUUAUAUUUUCCAUUUAAUUAUUUGUUAUAAUUUAAUAUUUGCAGUUUGGAGAUUAUUUUCUAAUGGUAAGACAACAGAUUUAAAAUUAACUGAUAAACAAAAACAAUUAUUAGGUUUAAAAAACUAUAAUGAUAAUAAUGAUACAAAUAAUAAUGGUACAAAUAAUAAAAAUUCUAGAAUUCAAUUCAAAUUUGGUAAUGAAAAUAUUAAUAAACCACAUAUUAUUCAAAUGAAUAGACCUGGUCAAACGUUAUUACAUCAAAACAAUACAAAUGUAACUGUAAAUGAUACACCAAGUACACCAUUUUUAUUCAAAUCAUUGAAAACACCACAAAAAUUAAGACAGGAGCAACACCAACAACAACAGCAAUCUCAUUUUCAACCAAUGAAUCAUACUAUAAACAAGACUAAUGCAUUUGGUGAUUUACGUAGGACAGCCGUAACCAACCACUAUUCAAAUAAUAACAUGAAUAAUGGAAACCCAUACGCUACCCCAUCGUAUAAUUCCAUGAAUAAUAAUAAUAACAAUAAUAACCAAAAUGGUCACGCUGCACCUAUGAUUAAUAAAGCAUAUGUUGCCAGCCCAAAAUAUUCAUAUUUAAUGAAUUCUCCAGGACCAAACCAUCUAUAA
Molecule: messenger RNA, 1239 nt
Organism: Maudiozyma saulgeensis
Lineage: Eukaryota; Fungi; Ascomycota; Saccharomycetes; Saccharomycetales; Saccharomycetaceae
Source: the annotation of a GenBank genome assembly